AGUGCUCUCAGUUUGACUUGAGCGCGUAAAGCGUGUGGACGUGUUGACGUGUUGUCUCGCGUUUCUUGUGUGUGAAAUUCAUAUUUGAAAAUCUACUACCGCGUGUCCCUCUGAAACAAGAAAAACCGCGAAAAAAAAAAAGUUUUUUGUUUGGAAUCGUUACAAAAUUUAAAAGAAAAACAGCAACUGCUUAAUUAUGCCGCCCAACGCAACUGCUGGUGGACAAGCGAUCACCGAUUCGCUUCUCUCUGCCGCUGCCGCAGCUGCAGCUGAAUCGGAACAGAAUCCGACCAAGUUGCAGGCUGAUUCAACUGGUGUGCUCUUCGAACAGGAUGCCGAGACCAUCGAUGGCGGGCUGGUCAAGGAUAUCAUAUCUAUGAAAAAGGCGGAUAAACGAAAACUUAAACUUGUCUGGCGUAAUAUUAUACUCUUUGGAUAUCUCCAUGUGGCUGCUGUUUACGGUGCCUGGCUGAUGAUCACCUCCGCCAAAUGGCAGACAGGCUUACUCGCUUUCGGUCUUUACGUCGCCUCCGGACUUGGCAUCACGGCUGGAGCCCAUCGUCUGUGGGCCCAUCGUUCCUACAAGGCCAAGUGGCCACUGCGUCUGCUGCUGGUCAUCUUCAACACAAUUGCUUUCCAGGAUGCCGCCUACCACUGGGCCCGCGAUCAUCGUGUGCACCACAAGUACUCGGAAACAGAUGCUGAUCCCCACAAUGCCACACGUGGUUUCUUUUUCUCGCACAUCGGCUGGCUGCUGUGCAAGAAGCAUCCCGAGGUUAAGGCCAAGGGCAAGGGUGUUGAUCUAUCUGAUCUGCGUGCUGAUCCCAUCCUGAUGUUCCAGAAGAAACACUACAUGAUUCUGAUGCCUCUGGCUUGCUUCAUUCUGCCCACUUUGGCUCCCAUGUAUUUCUGGAACGAAUCGUUGAUGAACGCCUGGUUCGUGGCCACCAUGUUCCGUUGGUGCUUUAUUCUGAAUGUCACCUGGCUAGUGAACAGUGCUGCCCACAAAUUCGGCAACCGUCCCUAUGACAAAGACAUCAACCCUGCUCAGAAUGUUUCGGUUGCAGUGCUCGCUUUCGGUGAGGGAUGGCACAACUAUCAUCAUGUGUUCCCCUGGGAUUACAAGACCGCCGAGUUUGGCAAUUACUCUCUGAACUUGACCACAGCGUUCAUUGAUUUCUUUGCUCGCAUUGGUUUGGCCUACGAUCUGAAGAGCGUGUCCGUGGACAUCAUCAAGAAGCGUGUGAAGCGCACUGGCGAUGGUUCCCAUGCCACUUGGGGCUGGGGUGACAAGGAUCAGCCCAAGGAGGAGAUGGAGGAUGCGUUGAUCACCCACAAGAAGAGCGAAUAAACGGAUGGAAUUGCGUAAUACGCGUUUUUAGCCAACAUUCACUGAAAUUGAAUCAAAACGAUAAAGGGAAGAAAUUAAGCAUAUGAAGUCAAAACAGAAAGGAAGUAAUGUGAGAAAAGAGAGUAAAAACAGAUGGAAAGAAGAUUUUCAUUAAAAAAUUAUGUCCGUAUGUGAACGAUGUUUAAGAUAGCAACCUAAACGCAAAAGGAAAUGGAAAAGCUAAGACAAAAAACCCCUUUGAAUAAUUUUAAGUAAUAAUGUUGAUGAUAAAUAUCUGUUGUUUAUCAAUAACUGUAUACCGUCUGUGUUAAACCAGCUCUGGAAUGUUUUAUCGCUAUUUGGAGACACAUACAAGCCGUCGAUUUGAACAUAUGGAUAUGGAAGCCAACACAAGUACAGAGUACUUGGGGCAACCAACACAAACACUGUCGACGGCUUAAAAAUUUAUCUUUAUAUUUAUCCCCAGAUUACUCUAUACUCUAAUCAUAAGUUGUAUUCAAGAUACAAUCAAUCGAUUAUGUUUUGCAGCCCUCCACCACGAACACUAAUAGCUCCGCACAAUCAGAAAGAAAUCCAAAAUUUAGUUGAAUUUUAAUGAAUCUGAAUUAAUACAAAAAAAAAGAAAAUUUAUGAGUUUACACACAUACACACACAGAAAACAUAAUAUACCUGCAACACUUUUACGAAAGAUUUUAGUAAUUAUAUUAAGCCAAAAACUAAAGAGGAAUACGAAAGAAAUCAUUAUAUAUACAAAUAUAUAUUAUACGUUUACGAUAUAAUUAAAAACACACAAACAAAAUAUAAGCGAACUACUAACACCCUACUAAAAGCUUCGCGCCAAAAAAACAAAGAAAAUUGUUACAAAUAAAAUCGAAAAACUCUUCGUUUUAGCUUGUAAUCCCAA
This is a messenger RNA of Drosophila sulfurigaster albostrigata, 2255 nucleotides long. RefSeq names its product acyl-CoA Delta-9 desaturase. Gene Ontology annotation, molecular function: iron ion binding; stearoyl-CoA 9-desaturase activity. Gene Ontology annotation, cellular component: endoplasmic reticulum membrane. The transcript is spliced from 5 exons. The coding region runs from base 197 to 1351 and encodes 384 amino acids. The record is from RefSeq and is a predicted model, not a curated record. Lineage: Eukaryota; Metazoa; Arthropoda; Insecta; Diptera; Drosophilidae. Gene Ontology annotation, biological process: unsaturated fatty acid biosynthetic process.